Molecule: messenger RNA, 198 nt
Organism: Penicillium concentricum
Lineage: Eukaryota; Fungi; Ascomycota; Eurotiomycetes; Eurotiales; Aspergillaceae
Exons: 1
Coding region: 1-198 (65 amino acids)
Source: RefSeq, a predicted model, not a curated record
AUGCCCAGGUUCUGGACGUCUGCAGUUAGGUCAUGGCGAGGGGUGUUCCAGAACGGCCAAGGGCCUCAGAGGUUAUUCGGACAGGCUGCCGCCUCGCAACACUCUUCAAGUCUUCGCCAGAGCCCUUCCACCAUGUGGAUAUUUGGUGCACCGGAUUUACUUGAUGGGGACUUGCCAGUCAAAUCAGGUGAUGCGUGA